Molecule: messenger RNA, 3324 nt
Organism: Cynoglossus semilaevis (tongue sole)
Lineage: Eukaryota; Metazoa; Chordata; Actinopteri; Pleuronectiformes; Cynoglossidae
Gene: mtmr14
Product: myotubularin related protein 14
Exons: 20
Coding region: 1011-2963 (650 amino acids)
Biological process (GO): dephosphorylation
Molecular function (GO): phosphatidylinositol-3-phosphate phosphatase activity
Source: RefSeq, a predicted model, not a curated record
UAUUAAGCUUUGGUUGUUCCAGAUUCAAUGUUUAUGCAAAACUUAAGUGUGUUUCCAUAUGAACAAAAUGUACAUUACAUACCUGGAGAGAAGGGAAAACAUGCACGAUUGCAGUCAAUUUUUCGAUAAUUUAUUAACUUUUGGCCCGCGACUUUGUCCCAGUUUUUAAUUUUGGCCCACUGUGAAUUUGAGGUUGACACCCCUGCCUUACGUCAGGUCAAAAAGACUCAGGGUGUCUUUAACGUGUGUGCCAUCUACUUAUUCUUUACAACGUAAUGGUAUAUAAGUAAAUUUAAACGUAACACUCACGAAACAAAGUGAGUAAGAACUUAAACCAUUUCAAUCGAUUUCUGGAGUACAUACACUGACAGCAGCCAUUUCAAAACACCCUGUUGUUACUGUGACAUCAUUUUAUGAGGGGAAGCCUGGGCGGUCUCACUGCUGUGGUCAUUUCCUGUUUACUAGCAACUGCACACAGAGCCUGGGGUUGAGAGGUUACUACACUUCGGCGAUAUUUGGAGACAUAAGGACGAAACACUUUGGAAAUAUGAGCAGGCCGGGAAGUAUCCUGGAGCUCCCCUGACCACAGCUGACUGAAGGGCGGUUAACAAUUGUACUCCAUAUCGACAUAAAAGCGGUGAUGUGCUGGAUGACUUCAAAGGUCAGAAAAAGAGAAUCAAAAUACUUUUGAAAAGGGAUGUGCCGAUGGUUACUAGCAGCAUAAGCUGGGACUCGAUCUAGAGUAGCGUGUUAGCCAGAUGCGCUAACUCCAGUGGCAGCCUCGCUGUUCGUUCGUCUGCCAAGGAGCUUCUGUGUGGGAAGUGCUGCAGUUAUUUGGUAUCCUGAAUUCACAAAGACCCCCCAGUCCCUCCAAGCGGACAUUCAGGAGAAAGAUUGGAGGGAGGGGAUGGCCUGGUCGGUCGUGGUCUGGUCUGUCAACAGGACAAGGCUCGGUGGUGUUUGAAGAAGGUCAGGUUCGGCUGGGUUCCACUGCUUGUCGACGCAGACUAAUGGCCUUCUCCCCUACCUCCCCAGCUGCCGGGUACUCAGGUCCCGGGCUGGCAGUCAGAAGGAGCGACGAAGUAGCGGACUUGAUAUAUUUGUUUUCCAAGACGCAGUACAGAGCGAAGGAGAUCUCUCCUGAGGUGAACGCUGUAGAGAACCGCUGUCUGGAGUUAAUUGCCAGGGAUUAUAAGUACAGUGUCAUCCAUAAUGCCAAUGGGGAAGUGUGUGGCCAUUACCCACGUCAAAUAGUUUUUCUGGAGUACGAAUCCACAGAUCCAGACAGUAACAGGUUUGAGAGUACAGUACAAGUCAGUAAGCUGCAGGACCUGGUGAAUCGAAGUAAGCUAGCUCGUUGCAGAGGGAGAUUUGUCUGUCCUGUCAUCCUCUACAAUGGCAAGCAUAUUUGCCGGUCUUCUACCCUGGCUGGUUGGGGCGAGCUCUAUGGACGCACAGGCUACAAUUACAUUUUCUCUGGAGGCAGUGAUGACGCAGCAGCGGUGUCAGAGGAGGCACCAGAGAACGACAGUGCUGUCAGAAAUGGGGACUCUCAGCUCUUUGACAAGGUCCGUGGACAUGACAUUAAGCUGCUGCACUACCUUUCUGUGCGAUACAUCUGUGACCUGAUGGUGGAGAACAAGAAGGUUAAGUUUGGCCUGAAUGUGACAUCCUCUGAAAAGGCAGACAAAGCCCAGCGCUAUGCAGACUUCACUUUGCUCUCUGUUCCUUAUCCAGGCUGCGAGUUUUUUAAGGACUACAAAGAAUGUGACUACACAGCUGAGGGUCUGGUGUUCAACUGGAAUCAGGACUAUGUGGACGCUCCAUUGACUAUCCCUGAGUGCUUUACCCAGAACUUGAACAUUGACUGGAGCCAAUACCAGUCCUGGGACCUGGUGGAACAGACCCAGAAUUACCUAAAGCUCUUACUAUACAUCAUAAACAAUGAUGAAGAAAGUGGCCUUUUGGUUCACUGCAUAUCAGGCUGGGAUCGGACUCCUCUGUUUGUGUCCCUUCUCCGGCUCUCCCUGUGGGCUGACGGUGCUGUGCACGCCAGACUGGAGCCAGCAGAAAUCCUCUAUCUGACCAUUGCAUACGACUGGUUUCUCUUUGGUCACAUGCUGCCCGAUCGACUCUCCAAAGGGGAAGAGAUUUUUUUCUUUUGCUUCAAUUUUCUGAAGCACAUCGUGUCAGAGAAGUUCUCUGCUGUGCGGAAGCAAAGAAGGAAAAAUUCACACUUAAUGGACAGGGAUUUUGCUGUGGAAGAUCUCUGCCAGUUAAACUCCAGGGACCGUGGCAGUGUGACCAGUCUGAGCAGUGAAUUUUCUCUCAUUUCCGAGGAGGCAGGAAGCAACCUCACCAAUGAAACAGUGGAUCUGUUCUUCAACCAGGCCCAGGCCUGUAGCUGGAGAAAGGGAACCACCUCCUCCCCUCAGAUGAUUGUUUGGAAUAAGAACCCUGUAGAUGACCAUCUCCAUAAUCCAGUUAAUGAGGCCAGGUCAUCCAGCUCCUCUUCAUCUAACCAAUCAGACCAUGCUGUCACAUGUACCGGAAGCAGCCCUUUAGCUGUACCAGGAAAAAGGAAAGUGGCAGAGUUCGCUCGGUCAGGUUCUUCCCUCUCAACAGAAUAUGGCAGUUGGCAGAUAGUGUCUGGCUGUGGUAGCAUCAAUGAUCAAGGUCCCGCACAACUGUCCUUCAACCUUUCCACCUCAUCUGCUGCUGCUGCUGCCUUUGAUUCCCAUCUACCCUUCAGUUUUAGGGACGACCUACCCAGUGGGCAACUGUGUCCCAACCCCACUGAGCGUCAAGUCCGUCUAGAAGCAGUACGGGAACUCUUCCUUGCAGCUUACAGCUCCACCGUGGGCCUUAAGUCAUCAGCACCUAGCCCCUCUGGUGCCAUCACUGGCUUGCUGGGGCAACUCGCCCGCGGGGUUGGCCUUCGAGGCACCAAUGCAGUCAUAUGAACCCUUUCAAUGUGACUUUAAACCCUCCUCCGCUCUUUUCCCUAUAUUGAUUUAAUGUCAAUUCUCAGUGCCAAAGUGCCAAAUAUCACUUUCUCGUUCAGGGUUGAAGCAUUAUAUGUUUUUAAUUGUAAUUUUUUUUUUCUAUGUUUUUCAUGAUUCUUUUUAAGGUUUAUCUGUCAUGUUCAGGGGGAAAUAAUACAGCCAAAGUAAAAUAAGGAUGGUUUAAGGGCUGAAAACACGAGAUUACGUACAAUCCCAUUACUGAAAUAAAAACAAGUCCUUUUUCCAAGUUCUUUUUUGAUAUCUGUACUUUAUAUAUACAUGAUACAUUGAGGAACUUGAUUAAAUGUAUGUAGCUGUA